Molecule: messenger RNA, 1968 nt
Organism: Suillus discolor
Lineage: Eukaryota; Fungi; Basidiomycota; Agaricomycetes; Boletales; Suillaceae
Exons: 4
Coding region: 1-1968 (655 amino acids)
Source: RefSeq, a predicted model, not a curated record
AUGUUUCUGUUGUCUCUGUGGGUGUGCGCUCGGUUCUGGACUAGAAAGCUAUCUCGUCCAUGUUUGAAUUUCUGCACCGAGGGCGUGUCUGUCGUCGACCCUAUGUUGCAUAGCUAUAUUCCCUCCCGGGAGGCUGUCACCUCUGCGACCGAGGCCCUACAAUGGGGCCAAACGCCAGCUGGCGGAGAAAUGCAACCGGAACCUGUCUUCGCAUGGGGCGAUGUAGAUUCCUCAUGGGGUCACGCUGACAAUGGGUGUCAGAGCGGCGGAGAAAAUCAACUCAUCUCACUUGAUUCCCAAGAAGAGGUGUCUCCCGUCCUUCUGUUUCCGGAGCCCGAACGCAACAGUGGACAGUUGCGAGGAGAAGAUUGGCAGGUGUUCUUAGCGUGGCGCGGCGAGGAAAAUAUGAAAAGAGAGGAGAAAGAGACUCCAGCCCAACGGCAGUCACGUCUGAGCCGCGCGACAUCGGCGGGUAACCAGGAUUACCCUACCAAGAAGACCACGGUGUUCGAAUGGCAGCCCCAAGAGGAGUAUGACGGCUUUCGUCUACGCAUCCGCAUCACAAAGAACGAUAUUCCCUCGGUGUGGAGGGAAUACAGUGCAACUACAAGGACAUAUGACUCGUUUCAUAACAAGUGGGACUUGUGUGAUGAGUUGGAUCCCACCAGCAUUCCUGGUGGCGACUGGGAAGAUGAAAUUUUCGCUCCUCCCGCUCCUCCCACUCUACCUCCGGCACCGCCUCAACCUCCAUCACGGACCAGUUUCUUGCAGGACAUCAAUCAAUACUUCAGUCAUCAUGAGGUUGCAUCCUCAUCGAAGCUCAAUCAUGGCAUUGAGCAUUUUGUUUCAACGUUACAUUUCCGUCUUGGAUUCCAACUCGCAGCAUCGACCUCUACGCCCCGAGGUAGAUCGGCCACGUUUGAAUCUUGGAUCCGCAAGACGGAGUGGCUUCACCUAUGCAGACUCGUCGGCGAUGUAGGCGCAGAUGUCGCAACCAUUCCGGACGCACAGAAGGAGAUCAUCACUUGUUUCAUAGGUUACCUGGUCAUGUUACCGGCAUCUGGGUUAUCUGAAAUGCCAGCUGAUCUCUGGGACUUAGGACCCGAUCCUUCCCUAGCAGUCUCAAAUGCGCACAUUCGAGUUUCAAACGUGCAACUUCCCAAGCAACUGCUCUAUGUAAUAGAGCCAAGUCUAUCAGCAAGUCUGGUCAUCUGGAAACUCGUCGUCGCUGACGCUGCCACUGCUGUGAUGUGCCUCCGGCAUGACUGGGGGUCUGACAUCACGAAGAUCGCGCUCAAUCUCCUCCAAAAAGGAAUCGCUUUCAAGACAUUGCAAGCCAUGGCAGUCGCGCCUGACGCACGUCGCCCACUUAUGGAACUUCGUUUAUACUCGCCGACCUACACACGCCCCCCUUGCAAGGCUGUUUACGCGGAUUACGUCGUAUAUGAACAACAUCGCCACAAAUUCAUGAAUCAGCCUCGUGCAAGAGCUGCACUUCUUCAUGGCGGGCUCAUAUGGAGGCUGGCUCUGCAUAGCUUUGGUUUUGAUAAUCUCCCCUCCGUUCUCGAAGGAAUUUUAUGGGAAGCUGUACCAUUUGGUCUCAUGUUGCUCAUCAAUGACCAGACUUACUUCGAUGAUGAGUUGUCAGAGGAGGAGGUCUCUUGGUGGCCUAGACCCCAGGCCUGGGCUGCCUCAGGGUUGAACGUGGGGUUCUGGUCCACGCGAUGCGAAGAGUGGUUCCAGAAACGCCUUGGCAACAUUCGAGAGGGUGUCUCCAGAAUCCGCAAUACACGCGUCAACGACGAUAACGGUCCAAUGACCGCCACACAGUGGAAACAUUCGCUCAAGUUUAAUCCGGGCACCAACAAAAUGAUGAAGAACGUUGACGCGGCGUGUUCUCAAUUCCUCGCCGACAACGCAACUGGUGAGAAUGAUUUUGUUGAUGUUACUUUUUUUGCAGAGUUUUAA